CUCUAAUCAGUGUGUACGCAGCGGCCGCAGGAGUAGGACGCACCGUAGCUCAACCCAAAUUCAUAGCUGCAAUAACGUUUUAUGGACACCGUAUUGGCAUAUGUUGGGAAUAUUUGCACUCAUCCACUAGACUUAGGUGGAUUUUAUUUUUCUUCUUCAUUCCCGGAUCAUUGUCUCGUUUUUUUGGACAGCUGAUGUGCCUAUAGAAGAGACGUGGGAACAGGAGACAAGUGCGCAGUGCUCACAGGGAAAACGGCAGCACCGUAGGGAUUGAGGUGGUUUCUUAUAACCCACCUGGCUUGUUCAACUGUUCAGUUGGUGCGUGGAACUCGGCUGUGGAAAACAUACAUGGUAACUGCAGAGUACGAGGAGAAUUCUAAUGAACCCGGCGCUGCGUCCUACUGACGCGGACACAGUCCACCAAUGCUGCAGGGCAAAACGAGGACCAACCAGCCAGUGCACGGCGGACCUGUGAACAAUACCUUGAUAUUACGUUUGUUGAUAUAAUUGUUGUGGAUUCAUCGACGCGCAUAGUGAACACUGAAACGCUUUAUUAGGCCAUCACAUAGGUGCCGCAGAGGAGCUAGACGUUGCUCUCACCUAUUGAAAAUGGGCAACAGUUUCUCUAACAUAUCAGCUUUCCAAUCCCUGCACAUUGUGAUGCUGGGUUUGGAUUCGGCUGGCAAAACAACUGUUCUUUAUCGUCUGAAAUUCAACGAAUUUGUAAACACUGUGCCGACAAUUGGAUUCAACACAGAGAAAAUCAAACUCAGUAAUGGCACAGCAAAGGGAAUCAGUUGUCACUUUUGGGACGUUGGAGGCCAGGAGAAGCUCCGGCCCCUAUGGAAAUCUUAUAGUCGGUGCACUGAUGGGAUAAUCUAUGUGGUGGACUCGGUAGAUGUGGACCGGUUGGAGGAGGCUAAAACAGAACUACAUAAAGUCACCAAAUUUGCAGAGAACCAAGGGACACCGCUGCUGGUGAUAGCCAACAAGCAGGACCUGCCCAAAUCUCUUCCAGUUGCAGACAUUGAAAAACAGCUAGCUCUCCAUGAGCUUACUCCAUCCAUCACUUACCAUGUCCAACCUUGCUGCGCCAUAAUUGGUGAGGGACUUCAUGAGGGUAUGGACAAACUAUAUGAGAUGAUUGUCAAAAGGAGAAAAUCUUUAAAGCAAAAGAAGAAACGAUAACGACCAACUAUGGGUAGUUGACUCCUGGGUCUGAGCUUAGAGAAGAGGAUUUUCAUGAUGGGUUCUCUGAGCUCAGGAUCCUCCAAUAUGAUUUACCAUUAGCCUGCUCUGCAAACAUUAUAAUGUAACAAUAUAUAUAUAUAUAUA
This is a messenger RNA of Esox lucius (northern pike), 1335 nucleotides long. It is a transcript of the gene arl4cb, whose product is annotated as ADP-ribosylation factor-like 4Cb. Gene Ontology annotation, biological process: intracellular protein transport; endocytic recycling. The transcript has a single exon. Bases 610 to 1188 code for a protein of 192 amino acids. NCBI's taxonomy places the organism in Eukaryota, Metazoa, Chordata, Actinopteri, Esociformes, Esocidae. Gene Ontology annotation, cellular component: cytoplasm. Gene Ontology annotation, molecular function: GTPase activity; GTP binding. The record is from RefSeq and is a predicted model, not a curated record.